AACAUUUUUAUCAAAUUCAAUUUGACACAUUGUGCCAUUCACAAGUUGAACACAGUUGGUUUCGCAUCAAAAUGAAAAUCAUUUCAAUAUUUUUCGUUUUACUUUCCAUCGGAAUUCAGUUACAUUCAGCGGGAAAUGGAAUUAGCUCUUGUAUUUAUUCGAAAAGUGAACGCCGAGUUACGUUUGAAUGUUCGGGUUAUGUCGAUGAACGACUUUUCUAUCCGAGUUUCAAUCAUUUUUGUGGUGACCAGGUUGCGCUCAAUGCAUUCAAUAAGGAUGAAAUCAAAGCGAUUGCCUUUCAAAAUUGUGAAUUACAUGAAUUGCCCAGAGAAAUGUUCGAAGAAUACAAUAAAGUACAAGUGCUGAACAUAUCCAAUUUGGGUUUAAAGUGGCUCUAUUUGGAAGAAGCACGGAGUGUUAUCAAAAUAUUCGCAUCGCAUAAUCAGCUGAAAAUGAUUCCGGAGCAAUUGGGUAGAAUUGAACAAAUCGACCUGUCGCACAAUGAAAUUGAUGAAAUCAAGUCAAAAGUUAACUCAUCUUCUUGUAAUAGAGUAACAAUGUUGGACUUAUCUUUUAAUAACAUAAACGAAGUGAACGUCGAUACAUUUAAUUUGUUUUGUGAAUUGCAACACCUGAAUUUGUCGUACAAUCGCAUUAAAGAAAUUCAACCAGGAACAUUCUCACAACUCACCAAGUUGAAGACACUGGACCUAUCAAAUAAUUACAUUCAAUUUUCAUACAAUGAUAUCCAUCUUCAAAACACAGUCCAGCUUACGGUGACAAUAGCCAAAGGUAAUCAGCAGCAACGAUCAAAGGAGUUGAACAAAUCGAAUCAUUCUCGCUUGCGAAUAGAUAAUAUUGAGAAGAAUUGACGUAAUCCAGUUUGAUUUUAGACAUUUUAAAACAGGAUUGUUUUUCAAAAGCCACGACGAUAUAAAGGCUGUAAAUAAGACUUUCUUAUCUUAGUAAAAAAAACUUGUUUCACAUUGAAAUAAAAGAUUUGGUUUGA
Contarinia nasturtii (swede midge) is the source of this 1009-nucleotide messenger RNA. Its product is annotated as phospholipase A2 inhibitor-like. The record is from RefSeq and is a predicted model, not a curated record. Gene Ontology annotation, molecular function: protein binding. NCBI's taxonomy places the organism in Eukaryota, Metazoa, Arthropoda, Insecta, Diptera, Cecidomyiidae. The coding region runs from base 72 to 872 and encodes 266 amino acids. The transcript has a single exon.